UGCCGAUCUCAAAUUUCAUCUGCAAAAAUGAUCUUCGUUCGUGUAGUGAGCAUGAUGAACAAAGUAGCACGUAGUCAUUCGAAGGCUGCAGCUAUUGCAAAUUGCUCUCAAAUCCGCACUGCGACUACAUCACCAUCCGGAUCCAUACUUCCUGAACCAAAGAAGCCUCGCUUUGGAUACCUAGGUGUCAUAUGUGCAGUCACUAUAGGCCUCUUCAUAGGGGCUACUAUUAGCAAGAAUGUAGCCAACUUUUUGGAAGAGAACGAGCUGUUUGUUCCUUCAGACGAUGACGAUGAUGAUUAAAGCAAGCAAGAAAAAUAUUGUUUCUCUCGUCAGUGUACUCUGAAUCUUGAUGCUGUGAGGCACAUAAGCUGCAUUACUUGUUAAGCCUUAUUGUUAUAGAUGAAUUUAUUUAAGAAAAUGCUACACUUUUUAAAUAGUAAAAUUUAUUUAUUUAUAAAUACAACUGAUAUUAGAGUGAAAAAUAAUUACAUGACUUAUUAAUGUGUACAAAUGUUUAUGUUUUUAAGUAAAAACGAAAUUAUAAAUAAAUAAAUAUUGUACAAUAGUACAGUA
This is a messenger RNA of Nasonia vitripennis (jewel wasp), 576 nucleotides long. RefSeq names its product essential MCU regulator, mitochondrial (gene EMRE). Lineage: Eukaryota; Metazoa; Arthropoda; Insecta; Hymenoptera; Pteromalidae. Bases 28 to 303 code for a protein of 91 amino acids. The transcript has 3 exons. Gene Ontology annotation, biological process: mitochondrial calcium ion homeostasis; calcium import into the mitochondrion. The record is from RefSeq and is a predicted model, not a curated record. Gene Ontology annotation, cellular component: uniplex complex; mitochondrial inner membrane.